GAGCCGGGUUCCUGUCGGGCUGCAUCUCUCCACACCACGCACAUGCACACUCAUAGAAACAGCCUUGGAUAAAGACACUGUAAGAAGCAAAGAAAGAAUGAGAAAACAAGCAAAAUAAAAAUCACAAGUUAAAUGAAACCACAGAGGAAAGCCUGACAGGUAUUUGGUGGCUAGCCAGCUGAGGAUGUCGUACAGUGAUCCUGGCUGCAAGGAACUGCCGUUUCCUCUCGAGAAUGGUCCAAAGGUGCUUGACAGGGUUUUGCUGGUAAGCAUAGCCAGCUUACAUGAAGACAUGAUGCUGAGCGACAACUUUCGCGGGAAGUUCAAGAAGAUUCGGUCCAGGAAAAGACCCACUAUUCUGGCAUCCUCACCUGGGUACAGCAAGCCUCCUGUCCCCCCAGUGUGCUGCUCGCAGGGUGAGAUGAGGCCACCAACCAUGAUGCCCAUCAGUGUGGACCCAGAGAGCCGGCCAGGCGAGUAUGUGCUCAAGAGCCUCUUCGCAAACUUUACCACCAUAUCAGAGCGCAAAAUCCGCAUCAUCAUGGCUGAGCCUCUGGAAAAACCUCUGAUAAAAUCUCUUCAGAGAGGUGAAGAUACACAAUUUGACCAACUGAUCAGCACAAUGAGUUCUCUGGCUGAGUAUUGCCUACCAUCUAUCUUGCGAACCCUGUUUGACUGGUACAAAAGACAAAAUGGUGUUGAUGAUGAAUCCCAUGAGUACAGGCCAAGUUCCAAUUCAAAGUCCAAAAAUGAUGAGCAACAGAAAGAUUAUCUGCUCGAGAGGAGAGAUCUAGCAAUAGACUUCAUCUUCUCAUUAGUACUCAUAGAGGUUUUAAAACAGAUGCCCCUCCACCCAGUUAUGGAUGGUUUGGUCCAUGAAGUCAUUCAUUUAGCUUUUAAGCACUUUAAAUACAAAGAAGGGUACCAUGGUCCCAACACUGCCAACGUGCACAUAGUAGCUGAUCUCUAUGCAGAAGUAAUAGGAGUCUUAGCACAAGCAAAAUUUCCUGCUGUAAAAAAGAGGUUCACGAGUGAGCUAAAGGAGCUCCGUCAGAAGGAGCAGAGCCCCUACGUCGUUCAAAGCACCAUCAGCCUCAUCAUGGGUGUGAAGUUCUUCAGAGUGAAGAUGUAUCCCGUAGAAGAGUUUGAAGCCUCCUUUCAGUUCAUGCAGGAGUGUGCACAGUAUUUCUUGGAAUUGAAGGACAAAGACAUCAAACACGCUUUGGCCGGGCUCUUUGUGGAAAUUCUAGUUCCUGUUGCAGCGGCUGUCAAGAAUGAGGUUAACGUUCCUUGUCUAAGGAACUUUGUGGAGAGCUUGUAUGAUUCCACCUUGGAUCUCUCAUCUAGAAAAAAACAUUCUCUGGCUUUGUACCCUUUGGUGACGUGUUUGCUGUGUGUAAGCCAGAAACAGUUCUUCCUCAACAGAUGGCAUAUCUUCCUCAACAACUGCCUCUCCAAUCUGAAGAGCAAGGACCCAAAAAUGGCACGGGUUGCACUGGAGUCCCUCUACCGACUCUUGUGGGUCUACAUGAUCCGCAUUAAAUGCGAGAGCAACACUGCAACACAGGGACGCCUCAACUCUAUUGUGACGACCCUGUUCCCGAAAGGAUCUCGUAACGUGGUUCCUAAAGACAUGCCUCUCAAUAUAUUCAUUAAAAUUAUCCAGUUUAUUGCACAGGAAAGACUUGACUUUGCAAUGAAAGAAGUCAUUUUUGACCUAUUGUGUGUUGGGAAACCAGCAAAAGCCCUUAGUCUUAAUCCAGAGAGAAUGAAUAUAGGUCUUAGAGCAUUCCUGGUCAUUGCCGACAAGCUGCAGCAGAAAGAUGGCGAACCCCCCAUGCCUAACACGGGAGCCUUGCUACCUUCUGGGAACACGCUACGGGUCAAAAAGACAUACCUGAGUAAGCAUCUCUCUGAUGAGGAGGCAAAAGUCAUUGGAAUGUCCCUCUAUUACCCCCAAGUGCGGAAAGCUUUAGACAACAUCCUGAGACAUUUGGAUAAGGAGGUUGGCCGCUGUAUGAUGCUGAGUAACGCACAGAUGCUGAAUAAGGAACCUGAGGAUAUGAUCACGGGUGAGAGAAAGCCUAAAAUUGACCUCUUCAGGACAUGCAUGGCUGCUAUUCCACGCAUCCUUCCUGAUGGCAUGUCCAAGUCAGAACUCAUUGACCUUUUGGCUCGGUUAACCAUCCAUAUGGAUGAUGAACUGCGCCUUAUAGCUCAGAAUUCUUUGCAGAGUCUACUGGUGGACUUUUCCGACUGGCGAGAGGAAGUUCUCCUGGGUUACUGCAGCUUCCUGCUACGUGAGGUACAGGACACACACCAGACCCUGCUGGACUCCUCACUUAAACUGCUGCUACAGUUACUUACCCAGUGGAAACUGGCCCUGCUAAGCACCAGCAAGAGCCUGGACACAUCGAAGAUCUGCUCCACUGAAAGUAACUCUGGCUCCAGGCUGCCUGCAGAACAGACCCCUCACUUUGCAGUUCUACAUGCUGUUGAGGGUCUCAGUCUAGUGCUGCUGUGCUCCUGCCAGACCACCACACGCAAACUAGUUGUCUCCAUCCUGCGAGAGGUCCGCCAAAUCUUCCUCACUAUCGGACAGACUGAAGAUGAUGAGAGGCCCAUGAUAGAUGUUCUGGACAAACUGAGUCCGGUGGUGCUCGAGAGCUUUGCCAGCGUGGCAGUGGCAGACUCGGCGACUCUCCCCGCUGGGCAGACGGCAGACCUGCAGUGGCUGGUGGAGUGGAACGGAUCUCUGGUCGGCAGCCACUAUGACGUGCGGAGCCCGUCUUGUGUGUGGAUCUUGGCUCAGUCUCUGAAGGAGCCCUGGGCUCUGUGCCUCUUUAGUCUUCUGAGACAAGAGUACCUGCCCAAGCACUGCCCCACAGCGCUCAGCUACGCCUGGCCCUAUGCUUUUACCCGCCUGCAGCUCCUCAUGCCCUUACUGGAACCCAGCAACCCAGCUAAUGCUAAGAAGACAAGCUUGGCUGGUUCUGCAGACAGCUAUGUGUCUCUCUGGAGAAACUACCUGAUUUUGUGUUUUGGGGUGGCCAAACCCAGCAUCAUGAGUCCGGGUCAUCUCCGAGCCUCCACCCCUGAGAUCAUCACACCCAGCACAGAUAACAACAGCAGCUAUGACAAUAAGAUUUUGGGAACCCCAUCUGUCGCUUGGCUCCUAAAGCAGUUGGUCCCUUUAAUGCGUUCAGAGAGCAUUGAGAUCACAGAAUCAUUGGUGGUUGGAUUUGGCCGCACAAAUUCUCUUGUUUUCAGAGAGCUGGUUGAAGAACUGCAUCCUUUGAUGAAGGAAGCUUUGGAAAGGAGACCUGAGAAUAAAAAACGUAGAGAGAGAAGAGAUCUGCUGAGACUCCAGCUCCUCAGGAUAUUUGAGCUGUUGGCAGAUGCCGGUGUGAUCAGUGACAGCACUAAUGGUGCACUGGAACGGGAUACUCUGGCCCUGGGUGCUCUCUUUCUUGAGUAUGUGGAUCUGACCCGGAUGCUUCUGGAAGCUGAGAAUGACAAAGAUAUGGAUAUUCUCAAAGAUAUCCGAGCUCACUUCAGUGCCAUGGUGGCCAACCUUAUACAGUGCAUCCCAGUGCAUCAUCGGCGUUUCCUCUUCCCUCAGCAAAGCCUUCGACACCACCUCUUUAUACUCUUCAGCCAAUGGGCUGGCCCCUUCAGUAUCAUGUUCACUCCCUUGGAUCGCUAUAGUGACCGGAACCACCGGAUUACUAGAUACCAAUACUGUGCCCUUAAGGCCAUGUCGACUGUGCUUUGUUGUGGCCCUGUGUUCGACAAUGUAGGCCUCUCUCCUGAUGGCUACCUCUAUAAGUGGCUGGAUAACAUCCUUGCCUGCCAGGACCUGCGGGUUCAUCAGCUUGGCUGUGAGGUGGUGGUUCUGCUGCUAGAACUGAACCCAGAUCAUGUGAAUCUGUUCAACUGGGCUGUGGACCGAUGUUACACUGGUUCUUGCCAGCUGGCCUCUGGUUGCUUCAAAGCCAUCGCCACUGUCUGUGGUAACAGAAACUACUCCAGCGAUAUUGUGACUCUUCUGAACCUUGUUCUCUUCAAAGCAUCUGACACAAACAGGGAGAUCUAUGAGAUUGCAAUGCUAUUAAUGCAGAUUCUGGAAGCCAAGUUGUCUGUGUAUUCUAAGAGGCUUUUGGAACAGAGAAGUGGUGGUAUUCUACAUGGCACACAUGGGCCUCUUCCUCCUCUCUACAGUCUCUCAGUAACCCAGCUCUCCAAGCAGCUUGCCAGGAUGUACCCAGAACUCACACUGCCCCUCUUCUCAGAGGUGAGCCAGAGGUUCCCCACCACGCAUCCAAAUGGGCAUCAGGUCAUGCUGACCUACCUGCUCCCCUGGCUCAGUAAUAUUGAGCUGGUGGACGGAGGCCUGCUGCCCACGGAAUCCAUCAGCACUGUGAACAACAGGAAGAGUUACAUUCACAACACCUCACCACCUCACCUGCUCCGAGGCACAGGUUGGGGCUCGCUCCAAGCCUCUUCCCUGGUCCUAAACAACCUAAUUUUCAUGACGGCAAAGUAUGGAGAUGAUGUCCCAGGUGCAGAAAUGGAGAACACCUGGAACGCUCUGGUCAGUAAUGACCGCUGGAGUAAUAACCUGCGUACCACACUGCAGUUCCUCAUUAGUUUAUGUGGAGUCAGCAGUGACACCUCUCUCCUGCCUCAUAUUAAGAAGGUGGUGAUCUACCUCUGCCGCAACAACACCAUUCAAACAAUGGAGGAGCUGCUCUAUGAACUUCAGCAGACAGACCCCGUCAACCCUGUUGUGGUGCACUGUGACAAUCCUCCAUUCUACCACUUCUCAGCCACAAGCAAUAUUACCACCACAACCUCUGGUGCGCCUUCCAGUUGCAAAACAGUGAUAUCUGGCCAAGAAAGCAUCCCUGACUCAGACGAAACGGCAGUUAUAAAAGAGUGUGAUGACAGGGUGAGCAACAACCUACGAGCUCAUAACCGCCUGGAAUCUCGAUACAGCAGCAGUUCUGGUGGUUCCUAUGAUGAGGAGAAGAGUGAGCCCCUCCCACCAUAUGCCAUGUGGCUGAUGAGCGUGCUGGAGACCAAUCAGCCACUUCCUCUUCCAAUGCCGGUUAACGGAGGAUGCUGGGCUCCGCUGGUUGACUAUCUGCCUGAAACGGUCACCCCACGAGGACCCUUGCACAGGUGUAACAUCGCAGUGAUCUUCAUGACAGAGCUGGUGGUGGAUCACAGUGUGAAGGAGGACUGGGCCCUACACCUCCCUCUGCUGCUUCAAGCCUGUUUACUGGGUAUGGACCACUACCGUCCAGAGGUGUUUGAGCACUGUAAGAGGCUUCUCUUACAUCUUCUCAUCACACUGUCCUGCAACAACAAUUUCAGCCUCAUCGCCUCUGUCCUGCUAAACACCAGAGAUGCCACCAGCAACAAGAGUCUGACCUUCAAACCCAGCUACCUGCCGGAGUUCUCCUACACAGGUGGUGUAGACUUUCUACGGAACGGCCAGGCAUCUCCGGUGCCAGAUUCUGGCCUCAGUUCAUCCUCUACCUCUUCGAGUCUUAGUCUUGGAGGCAGCAGCUCCAACCUGCCUCACCUUGCCCAGGAAGAGGUGGAGCAAUUGGAGAGCAGCACUGAAGAUGAUGAGAAAAGCAGCAAACUCAUUGAGUUUCUCACUACCAGAGCUGUUCAGGAACUGAUUCAGGAAAUGACACAUCUUGCAUCUGGCAUCACUCCAGAUGCCUUGCCUUUUGGACCAUUAUGGAGCCAUGAAGACAUCACUCCUAAGAAUCCACACUCAAAGAGCAUUGAGCACCUCACCAACUUCUUGCGACAUGUUGUGUCUGUGUUCAAAGAGUCAAAAUCAGAUCUUCGUCUUGAGCAGCAGCUGAGUGAAGUGGCGUUACAAAUGGCUCUGUGCAGCUCCUCCAGGCAUUACGCUGGACGCUCCUUCCAGGUUUUCAGAGCCCUACGGCAGCCUCUCUCAGCGCUGGCUGUGUCUGACCUGCUUUCUCGUUUGGUGGAAGUGGUUGGUGAGCAUGGAGAGGAGGUGCAGGGUUACGUGAUGGAGCUUCUCCUCACUGUUGAGUCCGUAGUGGAUAACCUGGCUGAGUGCCUGAAGAACAAUGACCUCUUUGUCAUACUAAGUGGCAAGUUAACACUAAACCGUAAGUGUACUAGUCAACUGGACUUGAUCCCAGGAUCAGGCACAGCCUCUGAGCAAAUCCGCCACCAGCGUAGCUACUCCGUACCCAAGCGCUUUGGCGAGGCUGACCGUUCCUUUGAGGUCCCCCGGAGUGCCACACUAGACCGCAUCCAUGCUUGCAACCAUCUUCAUCAGAACAAUCUCUCCAAGCUCUGUUCUCAGUCUUCCUCUUUAUCCACUGACAACGUGGUCUCCACUGACCCAUCCAAUGGCAACCACCCUCGCAACCUGCUGGCCACCAUCUUUUGGGUGGCGGUAUCACUUAUGGAGUCAGACUUUGAGUUUGAGUACCAGAUGUCCCUCAGGUUGUUAGGCAAGCUGCUAGGCCACAUUUCUUUGGAUAAGCAGGAAUACAAAGAGAAGCUGGAGAAGAUUCAGAUCCAGCUCAAAUGGAAGGAGUUCACGGGGCUUCAGCAGCUGCUGUUAAAGGGCUUCACCUCUUCCAACACCACAGAACUCACCUUGGAGCUUUUCAGCCAGCUUACAUCUGUAUCACGGCUACCAGUGGUGGACGCCUCACAAGCUAUAGGUUUCCCGUUGAAUGUGCUCUGCCUCAUCCCUCACCUGGUGCUCCACUUUAACUCACCCACCCAAUUCUGUAAGGAUGUAGCUGAGAGAAUUUCCCAGGUUUGCCUUGAAGAAAAGAACUCCAAGUUGUCCAACCUUGCUCAUGUGAUGACAUUGUACAAAACACACUCCUAUACCCGAGACUGCUUCUCCUGGGUAAACGUGGUGUGCCGCUACCUGCAUGAAGCCUUCAGUGAAAGCACACUCAACAUGGUUACGUACAUGACAGAGUUGUUGGAGAAAGGAUUACCAAGCAUGCAACAAACUCUUCUCCAGAUUAUCUACAGUUUACUGAGUCACAUGGAAUUGAGUGGCAUUCAAGCCAAACCCUUCAACUUGGAGGUUCUAACAACCAUAGAGAAGUUUGUUCAGACUGCACAUUGGAAGGAAGCCUUGAACAUAUUAAAGUUGGUGGUCUCCCGCUCUGCUAGUCUGGUUUCGCCUUCAUCCCCACAGAGUAACGCAUCCAAUGUGGAUGUGAGGCAUGUGUGGGAUACACCCUCCAAAGCUCUGCCCGGAAAGACCCUUGACUUUCACUUCGAUAUUUCAGAGACACCAGUGAUUGGCCGGCGGUUUGACGAGAUUCACGGCUCUCUGAGACAAGAUGGGAAGAAUGGAGAAGGGGUCACUGUGACACGCAGUACCUCCUCCACAUCCUCAGGCUCUUGCCAAAACAACCACGUGCUGGUGCCCGUCAGCUGGAAACGGCCACAGUCCUCACAGAAAAGGACUCGUGAGAAGCUGGUAAAUGUAUUGACCUUGUGUGGGCAAGAAGUUGGACUCACUAAAAACCCAUCUGUGAUUUUCUCAUCCUGUGGAGAACUGGACCUGAUUGAGCACCAGCCCAGUCUAGUGUCCUCUGAGGACGGCACACGGGACACGGAAAACAUGGAUGACAUCACUUCUGAACAGCAGUUCCGUGUAUUCAGGGACUUUGACUUCCUUGAUGUAGAACUGGAAGAUGGAGAGGGUGAGACAGUUGACAGUUUUAACUGGGGUGCGAGGAGGCGUUCCAUUGACAGUCUGGACCAGACUGAGCCCCUGCCAAUGGAGGAGGACAGCCAGCUCUCGGGCAGUUCACCAAGUCUGUGUCCAAUUGUCCAUGAUGAUUCUGAGGAGUCCUCUGAGGAGGAGUCCCUCACAGCGAGCCAGAUCCUCUCUGCUUCACAAUUAAAUGUCAGCCUGUCUCCCACUGAAGAAUUAAACCCAAUGAACUCUCCGCGUGUCUCCUUUGACAACACUCAAGCUGACACAAUCGCUCUUUCCCACCCAACAGCCAGCUUUGAAAUCUCGCUACCUGAGGCCUCAAACCAUAGGGCUGUGGAUUCAGCUGAAGAAGAUGAAGCCAGCAUCAAUGAAGACGAUAUAUCACUCUACAUUUGUGAGCUGCCACCUUCUUUCACUUCCUCUGACAUCGUAACAGUGGACACACCCCAAAGGGAAGAUAGCAGCUUGAUGGACAGCGAGACAAGCAGCUUACCCAGUGGGUUUGGAGACCAGCACAUCUCUGUGGCACAGCCAGAGGAGGAGAGAGAAGAGCUUUUGCUAGAUUCCCAUUCCUCCCCUCCACCAUCUCCCUUUUUCUCCGCCAUACUGGCCGCCUUCCAGCCAAUGGUGUGUGAUGAUGCAGAGGAGGCUUGGCGCAGUCAUCUCAACCAGCUGGUGGCCGACUCUGAUGGCUCCUGUGCUGUCUACACCUUCCAAGUCUUCUCCUCACUCUUCCAGAGUAUACAGACCAAGUUCUGCACCCUGACCUGUGAUGCUGCUGGUUACCUUGGCAAUGGCCUUCGUGGGAUUGGAUCAAAGUUUGUAAGGUCGUCCCAGAUGCUGACAUCGUGCUCCGAAUGUCCCACAUUAUUUGUCGAUGUAGACACUAUUGUGUCCUGUGGUCUAUUAGAGAAGAUGAAGUUCAGUGUAUUGGAGCUGCAGGAAUACCUGGAAACUUACAACAACAGAAAAGAAGCAGUUAUAUCAUGGCUGAGUAACUGCAAGGCCAGCUUCCCCAAAUGUGCUGGAGAUGGAGUGAUCACCUACCAGCCUGCUGAAACGGAGGACAAGCAAAUGGAAUCUCUUGCACAAUUGGAGCUUUGUCAAAAACUCUACAAACUCCACUUUCAACUUCUACUGCUUUUUCAGUCUUACUGUAAGCUGAUUGGCCAGGUUCAUGCUAUAAGUGUUGUCCCAGAGCUGCAGAACAUGUCCAGUGAGCUGAGUGAGCUGAGGAGUAACCUGCGGGCAGCAGCAGCCUCAGUGGCCAGUGAGCUACCAGCCGAGCGAAGAGAUCCCAAAGCUGAAUCCACUUAUUGCUCCUCUGAGGCUGCUGUACAGGCCAUUCUAGAGAGCCUGAAAAACAAUGAGUUCUCCAGAGCCAUCUGUUAUAUACAGGAAUGCAGAAAAAUGUGGCCAAGUGACAUCUUCGGCAGCAGCUCGGAGAACGAGAUCCACAGUCUUCUCAACAUCUACUUCCGGCACCAAACUCUAGGUCAGACCGGCACAUUUGCCCUGGUUGGUUCUAAACAAGACAUGUCUGAGAUCUGCAGUCGACUCACUGAGCUCAACUGUGAGAUCCGAGACAUGAUACGUCAAGCGCAGGGCUACCGAGCCAUCACAGCCUUUCUUCCGGACUCCAGCGUGACUGGCAUCAGCCUUUGAGUUGAACUUUGAGGGAUCACACUGGCACUGACCUUCUUUCCAGCACUCCUGUCUGAAGAUGCUGCAGCUUUCAUCGUUCUCCCCAUCACACACAUUACUUCCCUGCCUAUGCUCUCCAUAAGAGGUUACAGAAUGUUACUCGAAUCCCUUAGAGCAGUACAACAGGAGACGGAUGAAACAUUUUAGGAUGUUUAGCUGAAACAAAGACGCCUUGGCUUUUUUGCACUACUGUGCAUGUAUGGGCCACCCUCUGCCUCUGAAUUGGAGGCCCCUACUGCUGCAGGCAUCAAAGAUAAACCAAAGCUCCAUGAAUGGCUCCUCCUGCCCAUGUCUACCAUUAUUAAUGUUAUGGGAAAAUGUGCAAUGCCCAACACAAAGUGAAACUUUUCUUCUUUGAAGAGAAUGUUUUGAAAUUUCAGUGGUCUCAGCUACUUGAACAGAAAAAUUAUACAGAAUAUUUUUUAUUUUUUUUUGUUAUGGCUCAGCUGAAAGCAUUCAUUUAAGUAGGUAUUUUAAUUGUUAAAAAAAGAUAAGACCAUUCACAAAGCACAUCCUUGCCUCAGCUUUUACCUGUACACACAGAAUGUCUCUAACAUGAUGCAAUGCUACUGUCAGAGAGACCUGGAUUCAUGAAUGGGUCAUCCAGCACUUAUUUAUGAGGAUUGUUUAAUUUACUAAUGCCUUUCUACUGUUUAGUUGCUCAGAGAAUAUUGAUUUAUAUUCUCAAAAGAAAGAUCAUGCUUUAAAUGGUUUAGUUUUAUAGGAUGGAAUUUUCUGUCUCUUGAAAUGGCCAAGGAUGCAAACGUAUGCACCAUAAGUGGCAAUAGAGAUAUUUAUGGAUUAAGAAAUUAUUUUAUCUAAAAGAAACAUUUGUACAUAGUAGUGGGAGUGUAGCCCAUGCUUGUAAGAUUUUAUUUUUAUGGUUUAUUUUGCUGUCUGCUGUAUGAAAGUGUGCAUGCAAUAAAUUGAUACUUAAUAUUAAUAAAACAUAUCUGCAUAGUUGUUACUGUGUGUUGUUUUUAUAAAUGCUCACCUAUGUGUAGGAUAAGUCUACCAUUUGACCUCUGCAGAUCUGUGUUGAGAAUGACAGAGUGUACAUAGUUUUAGAAUGUAUAUGUUAGUUUGUUUAUUUAUUGGUGGACCACAUUAACACAUUCCUCGAAAAGAAACCUGAAUUGACAAUGAAUCAGGUGGAGCUAUCAAGGAAUACAUGAUGUGUUUUAGUGCGCCCUCUGGUGUUACUUCAAAGGAAAGACAGCAGCAACAUACAAACGAUGCAUGUUGAUAAUGAAAUGUGUAUACCCUGUAAGUAAAAUAAUAGUUAGCAUUAAUAGUAUAAAGCUAUAAUAACAAAGUAUGUGCAUUAACAGUGAUUGAUCAAAAUAAAUUUUACCCAAAUUGUAAAUUAUUGCUGUAUAUAAAAACCAAUGUAAACUUAAUAAAAAUGAUGGUCCAAACAAUAUGAA
Xyrauchen texanus (razorback sucker) is the source of this 10884-nucleotide messenger RNA. RefSeq names its product furry homolog a (Drosophila) (gene frya). The record is from RefSeq and is a predicted model, not a curated record. The transcript has 63 exons. Lineage: Eukaryota; Metazoa; Chordata; Actinopteri; Cypriniformes; Catostomidae. The coding region runs from base 185 to 9418 and encodes 3077 amino acids. Gene Ontology annotation, cellular component: site of polarized growth; cell cortex. Gene Ontology annotation, biological process: neuron projection development; cell morphogenesis.